Molecule: messenger RNA, 1929 nt
Organism: Amborella trichopoda
Lineage: Eukaryota; Viridiplantae; Streptophyta; Magnoliopsida; Amborellales; Amborellaceae
Source: RefSeq, a predicted model, not a curated record
AUGGAGAUUAGGCAAGAAGAAAGCAUGGAAGUGGAGCAUGAUAAACCAGGGGGUGGUCCAAACACUUCUGAGAAAAUGGUGACGUGGAUCAAGGCACCUAUCCAUGAUCCCGUGUCUGGUGAUAUGUUGUUUGGAGGAGCAUCCCUCAAUGGAGAAAGCUUGCUGGUUAAAGAGGUGGCAUUGGUCGAAGAAAAUGGGUGUGAUGUUUUGGUCCUAGUGCAGUAUAUGUAUCAGAGGUCUGAUCAGUCCAAAAUGGCCCAUGGGAGAGUUUUAGAGAAAGGUUGUGACACUUUCUUAGGGAAUGCCGCAAAUCCAAAGGAAGUGUUCUUGAAAGAGAACUGCAUAGAUUUCAUGCUAGAGAAUGUGAAGAGAAAGGUAAAACUAGACUUGAGGUUGAAUCCUUACAAAACGGAUGAGUCUGCUGAAUUUUUUUGUAGGAAUGUUUAUCUGAAGGAAAAAGGGGCCUUUUUAAGGAUUCAGAAGAAAGAACUUGAGCAACGGAUAGGGAAGUGUUCAGUUUGCAGAAAGAUAGAGGCUUUGGUUCCUCAAAAGUUAGAGAGAGGAGAGUAUGUGUAUGUAAAGGCUAUGUUUUUGGGGAAAGAUGACAUUAAAAUAACACAUGUGGUGUGUGAGGUUUUGAAUGUUGAUGAACGGUGGGUGGAAGUGAGAAGGUUUUACAGGCCUGAGGACAUUUCUGCCGAGACUUCUUACGAGGCAGACCUUAGAGAAGUGCGAGUUGGAUUCACCAAUUGGGCAUUUGAGCAUGAUGAAAAUGCAGCCAAAAGCUUCAAACUCAAUCAUCCUAACACUGAGGUUUUCUCUGUUAAUUGUGCUGUGAUGCUGAGAAAUCUAAUGGAGAUGAGUGGAAGUAUUCAUUAUUGCAUCUCUGACACUAAAUCUGUUUCACUGGGUAUGAAACUAAGCAAGGACCAAGAGAAGAAGCUGCCAUUUUGGGGUGAAGUACAGUUAAUCAUUGGGAGCCUUCCCGAGGUGACAGAUGGAAAGGACUUGAUUAACGAGCAUGAAUGGAAUAGGGCCACAACGCUUCUAUCCUAUGUUGAUUUUUUGCGACCCAAUUUCUUUUUGCUUGCGAGUGACAAGAAAUUGGUGACUCUCCCCACUAAUCAGAUCUUUCGUUUAACUUUUAAGACACUCUUGCAACUGGGUUAUCAGGUGAGGUAUGGUAUCAUAGAAGCCGGAUGUCAUGGUGUUCCCCAAGCUGGAAGGAAGUCUUUUAUAGUUGCAGCUUAUUAUGAUGAAAUCUUACCUGAAUGGCCGGAGCCAAUGCAUGUUUCCUUGUGCACUAAUUGUGAUAUUGGUGCCCCAUUUCGCUCAAUAACUAUCAAGGACUCCAUUGGUGAUCUAAUGCUUUGUCUGGAUUGGGAUCUCGAAGAAGGCUUUUUAUAUUUUAAAAAUCAACCUGUUUCAUGGUUCCAAAGCAUCAUUCGGGGAAACCAGAAGGUCUUGAAAGAUCAUGUAGAAUUGAAUUCAAAAUGGGUUGAUUUGAAUUGGGUGAGAAACAAAUUAUUCAAAGAGGAUUUGGAUCUUAAUUUGAAUUUGGUGAGAAAGCAAUUAUUCAAAGAGGAACACGAGAAAAUACAGGGGCUCUUUGGAAAGUUGGAUUGGCUAGGUAAGUUCCCAAGCGCUAGUCCUCAUCCCAAGCCCAUUGGAAAGCUGGGAACUUGGUCUCAUCCAGGCCAUAACAGACCUCUCACUGUACGUGAAUGCGCACGUGCUCAAGGAUUUUCGGAUAGCUUCAUAUUUUGUGGUGAUGACAUUCAUGAAAAGCAUCAACAAAUUGCGAGCUCAGUUUCUCCAGUUGUGGCUAUGGCCCUCGGCAAGAAACUACUCGAAGCUGUCCAAGCCAAACGCAAACAAUCUUCAUCUUGAAGUUUUAUAUUUUCUCUCUCUCUCUCUCUCUCUCUCUGU